This is a messenger RNA of Lucilia cuprina (Australian sheep blowfly), 4131 nucleotides long. RefSeq lists its product as uncharacterized. The transcript has a single exon. Gene Ontology annotation, molecular function: nucleic acid binding; zinc ion binding. Lineage: Eukaryota; Metazoa; Arthropoda; Insecta; Diptera; Calliphoridae. Bases 1 to 4131 code for a protein of 1376 amino acids. The record is from RefSeq and is a predicted model, not a curated record.
AUGGCCAACAAGGACAAAGAUAUGCCAGAAUUAAAUGAUUCUGGAAGUCCAGAAUUGGCCUCUUUGAAACAACAAAGGGCCACAAUGAAAAGAAACAUUACUUGUUUAGAAAAGAAAAUCGAUAAGGAUGGAGAUACUGCUGAUACAACAAUUUUGCAAUGUCGGCUCGAAAUUUUAGAGUCCUACUUCAAACAGAUUUCCCAUAUUCAAGGGCAAAUUGAAAAAAUAAGUCCUUCCGAUGUCACUAGGAGUGACUUAGAAGAAAUAUAUAUUGCAGCCAAGGCAAAAUUGUUGUCCAUCUUAAACAAAACUCGUAGUUCGACUUCAAUGGAACAAAGUUUCUUCAACACUUCGAUCGGACUUUCCAAUCAAACUCGUUUGCCCUCGUUAAAAUUGCCUCGCUUCGAUGGAAAGUACGCAGAUUAUAAACGAUUUAUCACUACUUUCAAUAAUAUGGUUCAUGAUAAUUCGUCAAUUACGCCAGUAGAUAAAUUCAAUUAUCUGUUAAAUUGUCUUUCUGGUCCAGCCCUAUCAGUUGUGGAACCUUUCCAAGUGACUGAUGAGAAUUACCCGAAGGCCCUUGAUAGGUUGAGGGAGCGGUACGACAACAAAGUACUAAUUUUCUUGGAACACAUUACAACACUUUUCAACAUUCCUGAAAUGUCCAAAGGCGACAGUGUUUCAUUACGUUAUAUCAUAGAUACCGUUUCUGCAAUUCGUGGUUCACUAUUAUCGCUUGGAUCGGAAUUAGACAUUAUGAAUGCUAUUAUAAUUCAUAUUGUUUUAUCGAAGCUGGAUGAUAGUUCUAAACAGAAUUACGAUGAAAAACUAGAUUUUAGAUCAUUGCCCUCAUGGGACACCUGUUAUGACAUCUUGAGUCAUCGAUGUCAAUUUUUGGAAAGUCAUGGAAAGAAAAGUGAACAAAAAAGUAGUUCUACUGGCACAAAGCCAAAAUCAAACUUUUCUCGUAAUGCAAAUACUUUUCUUAGUUCGAAUACAAACACAACUUGUUCGUAUUGUAACAGCUCUGGUCAUCAUCUCGCCAUCUGUUCAUCAUUUUUGUCGCUCGUAGUUUCGGAACGUUUUAAUUUCGUAAAACGUAAUGGGCAUUGCAUAAACUGCCUUCGAAAGGGUCAUUUAGUUUCGAAAUGUCCUUCUAGUAGUCGUUGUAGGGUUUGUCAGUCCGCUCAUCAUACUUCGUUACAUAUUUUCGUUCAACCGGAAUCAGCACCAGUUAAUCCAGCUCCUCCUGAAACAUCUACAAAUAAUGCAACAUCGUUAGUAGCUCGUUCGUUCAAAAGAGCCAUAAUACCAACUGCGGUGGUUCUUAUCAAAGAUAGUUUCGGUUGUUAUCAACCUGUAAGAGUUCUUCUGGAUUCCUGUUCUGAAAUUAACUUCAUUACAGAAGAAACUGCCAAGAAACUUAAACUACGUUUUCUACCAAAUUGUCAAGAUGUUUCUGGAAUAAGUGAAAUUCAAACAAAAAUAAGAUAUUCUGUCGCUGCUACCAUAAAAUCCCGAAUUGGCUCAUUUCAGUGGUCAUCAACAUUUGCUGUAACGAAAUCUAUAUCAGCCCAACAGCCUGGUGAAAAAAUAGAUACAACAAGGUUCACAAUUCCAGAAACCAUACAACUCGCAGACCCGCUUUUCUAUAAGCCCCAACGCAUUGAUUUGUUAAUUAGUACGGAAAUAUUUUUCGAUUUGUUGCUCGAAGGACGCAUUUCGUUAGGACAUGGCAUGCCUUGCCUUGUUAAUACAGUUUUUGGAUGGAUUGUCGGUGGAAAAUUCAACGAUCAAAAAAAUCCCUCGACCCUUACAUGUAAUUUGGCCCUAGAUUCUUCAACUUCAAUUCUUGAUAACACAUUGAGAAAAUUUUGGGAAGUUGAGGAAUAUGUAAGUGGUCCUCAAACAUUUACCAAUGAGGAACAAGCGUGUGAGAAACAUUUCACCGAAAAUGUCCAAAUUAACUCGGACCGAAGAAUUCAAGUUCGGUUACCAUUUAAACAAAAUCCUAAUUGUUUAGGUGAGUCUUUCGAAAUUAGUAAACGAAGAUUUUUGUCGCUCGAACGUAAAUUGGAACGUGAUCCCACUUUAAAAUCUAUGUAUGUCGAUUUUGUGAACGAAUAUUUGGCACUUGGUCAUAUGUCGCUCUAUAAUCGUCCUCUUUCGCAUCCACAUUACAUAAUACCUCAUCAUUGUGUUCUCAAGCCUGAGAGUACAACAACAAAGCUUCGUGUCGUUUUCGAUGGGUCAGCUCGCACAACUUCGAAUCAUUCCUUGAAUGAUAUACUCAUGGUUGGCCCAACUAUACAACAAGAUUUAGUUACCACACUCUUUUCGUUUCGUUUGAAUAGAUUUGCUCUCACUGCAGACAUAUCUAAAAUGUACCGCCAAUUUUUAGUCGAUGAACGUGAUCGUAAAUUUCAAUUGGUUCUUUGGAGAUCCAAUUCAAAAGACAAACUAUGCGUGUUUCAACUAAACACCGUUACGUAUGGGCUCUCAGCAGCACCGUUUUUGGCUAUUCGAAGUUUGUUUUUUAUCGCCGAUCAGCACAGUUCAACUUUUCCCAUUGGUUCAAAGGUACUUCGUGAGGAUUUAUACGUAGAUGAUGUUCUCACUGGCUCUGAUAGUCUCGAAAUCUUAGAACUCAAGAAAUCUGAAAUUAUUAAAAUUCUCAGUAUUCAUGGUCUUCAGCUCGCAAAGUGGAAUAGCAAUUGUCCAGACUUCGUAACCAACAACGACGAAGAAGUUGCCAUUAAAACCACUGAAGAAAAUAUUACAAAAACACUUGGAAUGUCCUGGAAUCCUACUCAGGAUAUAUUUUUGUUUCGCUUUAACUUGCCCGAUGUAAGUAAUCCCACAAAACGUUCAAUUUUAUCGAUAGUAGCAAAAAUUUUCGAUUUGCUUGGUCUCUUGAGCCCUAUUGUAGUUCGUUGUAAAAUGCUGCUCCAAGAGAUGUGGGUCCAGAACAUUGGUUGGGAUGAUCCCCUCAACAAUAGUUUGACAUUGAUGUGGCUCCAAAUUAAAGCAGAUUUGGAACACAUUCAUGAAAUCACAAUACCUCGAUAUGUUUUUACUUCGGAAAACAUACUCGGCGAAAUACAUGGCUUCGCCGACGCUUCGCAACGCGCAUUUGGAUGCUGUAUUUACUAUCGCGUCUUAGAAAAUGGUUCUUAUAAAACUACCUUGUUAAUCGCCAAAUCGAAGGUGGCUCCAAUAAAAGCACAGUCUUUACCUCGUCUCGAACUAUGCGCGUGCGUAUUACUUAGUAGAACUUGGUCAAAAAUAAAACCAAAAAUCGGAAAAUUUGUAUCUUCUAUAUUCUUUUGGACGGAUUCUAAAAUUGUUUUGCAAUGGCUCAAGAUACAUUCAUCAACCCUUAAUUGUUUUGUAGCAAAUCGUGUCUCAGAGUUACAAGAACAAGCUCAAGACGUUAUAUGGCGGCAUGUGCCAUCAAAAAGUAAUCCAGCCGAUAUUGUGUCUCGUGGUUGUAGCGCUACAGACUUGCCUAGUACAAUUUGGUUUAAUGGUCCCAAAUUUAUUUUCGAAGAUGUUAGUAACUGGCCCGCAAACAUAACUGAUGAAUCCGAUGAAAUUUUGGAAAGAAGAAAAACGGCUCUUAAAUGCACUACAAAUGACAUCACCGAGUCCGUCAUAGAUGAAAUUAUAGAUAAGCAUUCGUCAUACUAUAAAAUUCUUCGGAUACUUACAUACAUUUUUCGAAUUUGUAAUAGGUGCAAGGUAGACCCUUUGUUGAAAGCCAAUAACAUCAUUCAUCUCCCACCCCAGGAGUUGGAGAACACAUUUUGGAAAUUAGUAGCACAUAUACAAAGUAAAAACUUCGUCGUGGAGUUAAACGCCAUUUUAAACAAUAAUUUGGUACAACCGUCCUUGCAAAAACUGGCUCCAUUUGUACAUCAAAUGGAAACUGACAACAAAACUAUUAAUUUGAUUCGAGUGGGUGGAAGAUUAUCGAAAGCUCCAAUCCCAUAUGAUGCUCGCUUUCCCGCUUUAUUGCCGAAAAAUCAUCGCUUUGUAAAGCUAUACAUUGAGCAUUUACAUCGUCUUCACUUACAUGCUGGUCCCAAAGUAUUGCUUGGAAUACUUCGUCAAAAAAAUAUGGAUAAUUAA